Molecule: messenger RNA, 1440 nt
Organism: Closterium sp. Naga37s-1
Lineage: Eukaryota; Viridiplantae; Streptophyta; Zygnematophyceae; Desmidiales; Closteriaceae
Source: the annotation of a GenBank genome assembly
AUGGCUUCCUCCCUCGUCGCGAUCCAAUCGCUUUCUGCCCUCUCCUUCAGCACAGCCGUCAAAGGGUCUUCGCUUUCUGCCCAUCGCCUAGCAGCCGCUUCCGCCAUUGCUCCCGGCAGACCAGGUGUCACCGCCCUCCUCGGCUUCAACAAAUCCGCCGUCCCCGCUAAAACCACUCCCGCUAAGAAGCAACUCCGCACAGAAGACGGCAUCUUCGGCACAUCCGGCGGCUUCGGGUUCACGAAAUCGAACGAACUCUUCGUCGGCCGCGUGGCGAUGCUCGGAUUUGCCGCGUCGCUCCUUGGCGAAGCCGUUACCGGGCAAGGAAUUCUCUCGCAACUUAAUCUGGAAACCGGAAUUCCUAUCACGGAAGCCGAGCCGCUCCUCCUCUUCUUCAUCGCAUUCACCGUGCUCGGCGCGAUCGGCGGGCUGGGCGACCGCGGGCGAUUUGUUGACGACGAGGCGCCUGCGGGUCCGCCGGUGAAGCCCGGCAGUUUCAAGGCCGCGCUUGGACUGAGCGAGGACGGGCCACUGUUCGGGUUUACCAAGGCGAACGAGCUUUUCGUGGGGCGCAUGGCGCAAUUAGGGUUUGCCGCGAGCUUGGUUGGCGAGGUGGUCACUGGGAGAGGUGCGUUGGCGCAGCUGAAUAUCGAGACUGGGUUGCCGAUUUUUGAGUUGGAGCCGCUGCUGCUGGCGAGUAUCGUGUUCUUCUUCGUCGCGGCUAUCAACCCUGUGCUCCCACCUCUCACACGCCUCUCCACCCAUCAGGCCAUCAUGCGGAGAGCCACGAGUGUAUCACGAGACCACCUGGCGUCACUGGGAACGUGCAUCGGCAAGUUCACCAAGUCGGGCAGCUUCCGCCUCACAGUCACGGCGCUCGACCUGCUUGCAGCAUACGCCAAGUGCAAGGUGUGGGUGAAGCCAGCAGCGGAGAUGUCAUUCCUCUACGGCAAUCACGUGCUCAAGAGCGGGCUCGGGAGAAUCACCGAGAGCACGCAGCAGAACCAGGGCGUGGUGGUGCUAUCGAUGUCAGACGUUCCGCUGGGCUUUGGCGUGGCGGCCAAGUCGACUCAGGAGUGCCGGAAACUCGACCCCAACGCCAUUGUUGUGUUCCACCAGGCCGACACAGCCAAGUCCACACAGGAGUGCCGGAAACUCGACCCCAACGCCAUUGUUGUGUUCCACCAGGCCGACACAGCCAAGUCCACACAGGAGUGCCGGAAACUCGACCCCAACGCCAUUGUUGUGUUCCACCAGGCCGACACAGCCAAGUCCACACAGGAGUGCCGGAAACUCGACCCCAACGCCAUUGUUGUGUUCCACCAGGCCGACACAGCCAAGUCCACACAGGAGUGCCGGAAACUCGACCCCAACGCCAUCGUUGUCUUCCACGAGGCCGACACAGGUGGGGCUCGUAGAUACAGCCAAGUCCACACGUGA